UUAUGAUUGGGCUCUAUCAUUUAAAGCCCAAAGGCCGAAUCAGAGAGAGAAAUCUUGGCCUUCCUUUCCAAUUCAUGCCUUAUAUAAACCGAACUACAAACCCUAUAUCCAUUCUGAUAAUCACUUCAGAAAACCCUAACGCCGUCACCAGUUGUUUGCAGUUGUUUGUGAGAAGGAAGAAGAAAAAUGGCAAAGUCAAAGAAUCACACAGCACACAAUCAGAGUUACAAGGCCCAUAGAAAUGGGAUCAAGAAACCCAAGUCACACCGUCACAGCUCCACCAAAGGGAUGGAUCCCAAAUUCUUGAGGAACCAGAGGUAUGCUAGGAAGCACAACAAGCAGGGUGGGGGAUCUGCUAAGGAAGAGUAGAAUGUUCUAGCAGUAAUAGGGAUUUCUAGCUUUCUGUUUGUUGCUGGCACUGUUAUCCAAAUUUGGGUUUUUUAAUUUUGUUUGUUAUUGCGGAUAUAGUGGCUACUACUAUGGAAACCAGUUUUACUGUUUAAUGAACACCUCUUUUCGAUUCA
Lycium barbarum (goji berry) is the source of this 524-nucleotide messenger RNA. RefSeq names its product large ribosomal subunit protein eL29z-like. Gene Ontology annotation, molecular function: structural constituent of ribosome. Gene Ontology annotation, cellular component: ribosome; cytosolic large ribosomal subunit. The transcript has 3 exons. The record is from RefSeq and is a predicted model, not a curated record. Lineage: Eukaryota; Viridiplantae; Streptophyta; Magnoliopsida; Solanales; Solanaceae. Gene Ontology annotation, biological process: cytoplasmic translation. Bases 187 to 369 code for a protein of 60 amino acids.